CGGCUUCGUCGCACGAUACCACAGUAUCGGCCACAUUGCUCUUAGUUGAAGUUUUUUUUUUUUUUCUCCAUCUUCUCUUUAACCAGAUACUACGAUACAACAUGAAGGCAAGCUUCUUGAUUGCUGCCGGAGUCGUACCGCCUAAGCCGUGAAAUCUACGCUCGCUCAUCCCAACUAGACGCAGCCCGGCCAUUGAAAUUUUCUAGACACACAAACGAGAUUCAGAGAGGGAGCUCACAAUGGAAGCACCAGGAGGACUUCGUAGGAUGCCCCGAGGGGAGCGAUGCCCCGAAUGCGGUAGCCAGAAAUGGUACCUGCAGGACGGGCUGAGAUUUUGUGCCCGAGGUCAUCAAGUCGAAGGUUUUAUACAAUUCGAUCUAGGUGAUAUUGAAGACUCUGGUAAAAUGGGAGCCGUGUCUCGACGUGAAAAAGUCACUAGAGAUCAACGGAAAAGGGCGCCACUCACUGGCCAAGCGGGCAGAGAUCUUUACCUUGAAUCCCUUCAAUUGAUUAUUAGAAGUCAAUUGGCAUGGCUCAUCAAUGAAAAGGGCCACAGAGAAGAGCUCGAGACUGUUGUUCGCGACUUAUGGGACUUGCGCAUUAGAGGAUCUAACUCUGGCUUGGGAGAUGAUAUGCACGAAGAAGAGGAAUUGGAGGUUUUCAGCUCCGAGCCUCCUCAGAACUCCGCCUUGGCAAACUGGCAGCAACAGUCCAGAAAACAAAGCUGGGAUCCUGAGCUGGGUUCGCGGUGGCCAUUGCCGCGUGUUCCCGAUACGCUCGCAAUCUGCUAUCUGGGUUGUGUCCUUUUGAGGAUACCUACUCAUCUUGGUGAAAUUAUUCGAUGGGCUAAUAAUGGCAGUCUUUUGUAUAAAAAAUGCUUUCACUCUCUGCCCCAAGAAAUGCGUGAUCGACUGCCCGCCGCGUAUAUCAAGCUCUUAAAGCUGCCAUUUCGUUCCCCUGUGGAAGGCGAUGAACUGCAUAGGGUUGUGAUGGACUUGGUGCUUUCAUAUCAUUUCAACUACAACUUGGUCUUCCCGGAGAUUAAUCACAUUCCAGAGCUCAUGCAAUUUGCCAAGGAGCUUGCGCUACCCAUUGAAUCAAUUACUGUGGCCCGUAAACUGGCAUCUAUUUUGGGGUAUCAGUUUCAAUUCCCAAUUGAAAGGCUGUCGAAUACCCGGCUAGAUUACCCAGAGAUACGACUGGUAGCCCUGCUCAUUGUCGCUACUAAACUCUCUUUCCCUUUUUCUGAGAACACUUCAAUAUCCCACACCCCCAAUUUCGGUUCUAUCGAGAUGCCUAGACUCGACUGGGCGAGAUGGCGACGGGGGAAAGAGGGUCUGCCCACACAGCACGACACGAAGACUGGCAAGUAUGACUUUAAUAAGGUCACACCCAGCCAAAUAGUCUCUAUGGAUGACGAGGAGCUCGACGCGUACUUCGCUCACGUCUCUAGUCUCAUUGAUGUCACUAGCGAUAACCCGAUUACGAAAUUUUUCCCAGUAGAAGACCUGUCAACAAACAUAAAUCAGGCGGAGGUUAUUUCCACCACAGAGUUGGACGAUGCAGUCAAAAGUCUCCUAGCACAGACUGUCGGAUACAAUUCAUCAGGUUCGGUCGAGACAGCCAAAAGCACGGCAAUGCCUGUCUCAAGAUAUGAAGCAUUCCGUAACGUCAACCAUCUGACUCAGACAGCUUCCGAUCUUUAUAAAGCAGCAGGUGUUGUUGUGGGGGCUUCUCUUGAAACCAUGACAGACGCCAUAUACAGGAUCGAAAAGGCCAUGGUUGUCUGGCAGACAAAGAAUUGUCACGAAGGCGAGCACUAGAUGUACCUAGUAAAUAGGCAUACGCAUCGACUGCGUGAGCAAUUAUCAAUAUUAGCUUAGUUUAUAGCUUAGUUUAUAGGUUAUAUCAGCUGGGUCGCAGCUUGGGGAGUGCUGUAUUUGCAACCUGCUCAUUUCAUC
This is a messenger RNA of Trichoderma asperellum CBS 433.97, 1961 nucleotides long. RefSeq lists its product as uncharacterized. The record is from RefSeq and is a predicted model, not a curated record. Gene Ontology annotation, molecular function: RNA polymerase I core promoter sequence-specific DNA binding. Gene Ontology annotation, biological process: nucleolar large rRNA transcription by RNA polymerase I; RNA polymerase I preinitiation complex assembly. NCBI's taxonomy places the organism in Eukaryota, Fungi, Ascomycota, Sordariomycetes, Hypocreales, Hypocreaceae. Gene Ontology annotation, cellular component: RNA polymerase I core factor complex.